Messenger RNA from Capsicum annuum, 1482 nucleotides. Its product is annotated as zinc finger CCCH domain-containing protein 32. The coding region runs from base 195 to 1280 and encodes 361 amino acids. The record is from RefSeq and is a predicted model, not a curated record. NCBI's taxonomy places the organism in Eukaryota, Viridiplantae, Streptophyta, Magnoliopsida, Solanales, Solanaceae. Gene Ontology annotation, molecular function: mRNA binding; metal ion binding. The transcript is spliced from 8 exons.
AAAAAGUAGUUUACUUCACUUCUUGAACUUCACUGUACUGUGCAAAAAAACAGAGAGAAAAAACACCAAAAACACACACUCACUGUGUUUGUUUUUCCUACUGAUAACUCAUAAUCUACACAGAAAUUGAAUGUUUGUGUUACAUACAUGCGUGAUCUCUGCCAGAAAUGUAAGUGAAUUUUAGGUAAAAAAAUAUGGAGAUGUAUGGUGGAUCACAAUCUGAUCAGCAGCCAGAAUGGGUACCUGUUGGACCGGAAACCGGUCUAGAAGAAUCAAUGAGGAGGUUGGGGUUAUGGAGCAAUGAAGGGUACCCGGAAAGGUCCGGGACACCUAAUUGUUCCUUCUAUAUGCGUACGGGGUCUUGUGGAUAUGGUGCUCAAUGUCGGUAUAAUCAUCCUCCUGAUUUAACCUCUGUUGGUGUUGUGCCGUUGGAAAGAAGUGAAUAUCCAGAACGAAUAGGAGAGCCUAUAUGUCAGUACUAUCUAAGAACAGCGACCUGUAAAUAUGGUGCAUCGUGCAAGUUCCACCAUCCAAGAAACUUGGGUGGAUCUUUGAGCAAUGUACCACUAAAUGAAUAUGGAUACCCAUUACGCCCGGAGGAAAGAGUAUGCUCCUAUUAUUUGAAAACGGGGCAAUGCAAAUUUGGUUUAACAUGUAAAUUCCAUCAUCCUAACCCUGCUGAGGUAUCAGCGCCAGUAACUGCACGGCCAUUUUAUCCGACAGUGCCGUCUCUUCCUGCACCUCUUGAAGAAACGAGGCCUCAACUCUUACCUAGUUCUUAUGUACCUGGUACUUACGGUCCAGUUCUGCUUCACCCAGGAUUAGCGACCGUUCAGAACUGGAGCACUUAUUCGGCACCGGGAAGUCUUGCACUAUCACAACUAGCAUCUUCGACACCUGCCAUUGCAGCACCUUACUCCUCGUUACACUUAGCUGAUGGCCCGUCAAGCAGUGCAUUGCAGGAAAAGCAUUUUCCUGAAAGACCAGGCCAACGAGUAUGUCAAUAUUACAUGCAAACGGGGGAUUGUAAAUUUGGAUCAUCAUGUAAGUUUCAUCAUCCUGCCGACUGGAGUCCAUCAAAGACAGAUUGCGCUGUCAACUCCUUAGGCCUUCCUUUGCGCCCGGGGGUGCAGCCUUGUUCCUUCUUUAUGCAAAGAGGAUUCUGCAAAUUCGGUGGCACUUGUAAAUUCGAUCAUCCAAUGGGAACAGUACGAGAUAGUUCAUCAGCUUCUUCUCUUCCUGAUAUACCGAAUGCCCCUUACAUGUCAUCGCCAGAAUAACAAUCCGGAUUGUUUCAGGAUCCAAUACGGACCCCUCCUCAUUGUGUAGCGUAGCGUCUGGUAUUUCUUCAAUACCGAAUAUGCAACUCUCAAGUCGGCGAAGUUGGCCAGCAAAGUUGAUGUAAACAACAACUCCUAUGUAUGCUUUUCCUGGUAAUUUCUGUACAUUAUGAAUAAAUGGCUCAAUGUUACCUUCUUUCAA